CAGCUUAUAAAUAGCAGAGCUGAGCGAGUUCUAAGCCAGUUACUUUUCAACAGCCGUUCAAACAACGUCAACUUCGUACGCAACGUCAAAUUCUUCAAAUACUGUGAUUAUUGACAACAUUCAAGAUGUUGAGACUCUGGGCAAGCCUGCUCUUGGUCUGCGCCGCACAGGCGUCACCAUUUUACAGCGACUUUAUGCAACAUUUAACACGACCAUUACCGCUGCAUCGCACGCUGUUUGCGCCCAUACCAUUUGCACCACUCGCACCGCUAGAACCACUGCAUGCUAAGCCGUCGCAGCGUGUGGCCAGCGUCUGGGCAGCGCCCCCGCCGGCCCCGUUGGCGGCUCAGCAGCCACGCCCACAAGCCUUAGCUAAUGCGCCACUGUUGCCACUCUACAGUAACAGCUAUGGAAGCGACAGCAUCAGCGACACGGAGUUCGUGCCACUGGAGCAGCAGGGACGACAUGAUGCGGCAGCAGCCUCAACACAGGGCGUGGAGCAGAAGCCGUUCACUGUUGAUGCGAUCACCACGGACGUGAACUCUCCCAAUCCAGCCGUCUUCUUCCAGCAAUCAUUCCCAUUCUUUGGCAAUGAGUUCUUCAACUCGUUUGGUGGAUUCGGAUUUGGCAACAGUCAAGAGCCUUGGUGGAAGGGACCCAAUGUGUGCACCGAGAAGGAGGAAAGCGAUGGCGCAACCACGGAAACAGACGGUGAUGAGGCCGUGGACAGCUUCGGUCAGGAACGUGACGGGGCUGGCAGUGUGGUCCGAUCGCCACUGUUUGGCCAGUUCCACUUCAGCGUGAACUCCUGUGCCGAGAAGCCGAACAAGCACGUCUGCACCAAGAUCGUCAAUCAAAAUGGCAAGAAGAAGAUGGUGACUAUGACACGCCAGUGCUGCUAUGGCUAUGGACGACCACGCAAUGCGGACUUCACGGUUCCCUGUGAGAAGAUCGAGAUCAAAGACAUCGCCGCCACUGCCGCCGACAUGGGAGCCCAGCAGUUCAUUGAGAGCGCCAAGAGUGCCGGAGAGCUGGGCAACAUGCUGUCCAACUCCCAGGGCAAGAAGCUGACUCUCUUUGUGCCCAACGACGCCGCCUUCCAGGAAUACCGCAGCCAGCAUCAGCAGGAGAACAACGUGGAUGACUCCAAGGGAGAAGGUUCCCAAAUGUCAUCGAUCCUCAAGCUGCACUCCGUGCAGGGCGAGGUGGAACUGGAGGACGUGCCCAACGAGAAACUGCUGCAGAGCGAGCUGACCGGCCAGAAGAUACGCAUCAACACCUAUCAGCUGCCACCGGCUCUCGGUCUGGAGCCCUAUCGCUACGCCGCCAACUGUGUGCCCAUUGUGCAGCACGACAAGCUCUCCGAACAGGCCCUGGUGCACACACUCAACGGCGUGCUGAAGCCUCUGACCAAGAACGUCAUGGAUUUAAUACGCGAGCGCGCAGACAUGUCCAUCAUGCGCACCGUGCUGGAGAAGACCAACAUCAGCGCUCUGCUGGAGGGUGAUAAGCCCGUCACCAUCUUUGUGCCCACGGAUGCCGCUUUCGAUAAGCUGGAGCCACAUCUGCGACGCGCCCUUAAGGAGGGACGCGGCUGCGCCUCCAAUAUACUGAAGAAUCACAUUCUGGACCUGACCUUCUGCUCGUUGGCCACGCUACCGGGUGCCAAGACAACCACCUAUAAUCUGCUGGGAGAGCCACUGCUGCUGAACCGCACCAAACAUGUUGCCAACCAAACUGAGCCGUCGGCCAUCUACAUCAACAAUGCCGCCAAGAUUCUGGACGCUGAUAUAAUGGGCACCAAUGGAGUGCUCCAUGUGAUUGACACCAUUCUGCCCACGGAUUCGGCGCUGCCCAUGACCACUUUGCUGUCGCAGAAGAACAUAACAAUCUUCAAGCGCCUGCUGGAGGCGUCUGGCCUGGACUAUCAAUUCGACGAUAUGGACAACGUCACAGUCUUUGCGCCCACGGACAAGGCGCUGCAGCACUCGGAAUGGGCGCGCAAAUUGGCCGAACAGCCAGAGUCUUUGAAGGACAACAAGGACUUGGCUGAGUUCCUCAACUAUCAUGUGAUCAAGCCCAUGAUCAAGACCUGCGAUCUCUCGGAGAGUUUAUUGCCAACGGUGGCGGGCUCCAAUGUUCGCCUGAAUCUCUACUCAACCCACGCCCUCUUCUCGGACGUCAUGAAUAGAGCAACCGUGAACUGUGCCCGCCUGGUGCACUUCGAUGACGAGAGCUGUGGCUCUGUGCUGCAUCAACUGGACCGCCCACUGACUGCGCCCAAGAAUAAUCUGCUCCAAUCACUGGAAGCCAAUCCCAACUACAGCAAGUUCCUGGAGCUGGUGCGCAAGGCCAAUCUGACCCACCUGUUGGCCAACGAAUCGGAUAGCUUCACGCUCCUUGUGCCCAAGAAUGAUGUGUUUGAGGAGUUCAGCGAGUCCACCGAGACCAAGCCCGCCCAGAGCCAGGCCGAGCUCGAGGCCCAGGUCAAGACACACAUUGUCAACGAUGUUGUCUGCUGCGCUGGUAUCAUACCCACCAACUGGCCAUUCGUACGCUCCAUCGAAUCCAUUUCGGGCCAGCAUCUGCGCAUCACCCGUGACCGUCGACCCAAGAUCGAAAAUGCCGGCGUGACAAAAUGCGAUCUCAUCGCCACCAAUGGAAUCCUGCACGAGAUUAACGACAUCAUUGUGCCUAGGUCGCCGCCAGCGCAGCAGCAUCGACCACGUCCCCACAUCUAUCAGCCCCCCCGAGGCGACUUCGAUGUAUUCUUCUAAAGAUCGAUUGUCGCAAAUAUCUCUGUGUAUCUCUAACUUUCCCUAAUACAUAUAUGCAUCUAUAUAUAUAUUUAUAUUAUUUAAUAAACUUUUGUCAUUGAUUGAAAACUCA
This is a messenger RNA of Drosophila mojavensis, 2889 nucleotides long. RefSeq names its product transforming growth factor-beta-induced protein ig-h3. Gene Ontology annotation, molecular function: cell adhesion molecule binding. The coding region runs from base 126 to 2777 and encodes 883 amino acids. NCBI's taxonomy places the organism in Eukaryota, Metazoa, Arthropoda, Insecta, Diptera, Drosophilidae. Gene Ontology annotation, biological process: cell adhesion; extracellular matrix organization. Gene Ontology annotation, cellular component: extracellular matrix. The record is from RefSeq and is a predicted model, not a curated record. The transcript has 9 exons.